AUGAAAGCGAGAGACAUGGAGAGCUUUUCAGCAGACUACACCCUCUUCAGCAGGGAGACGCAUUAUUGCAACGCGGACUACCGGAGUCUACGAGUGGAGCUUGACGUGGCUGGUUUAGUACUUCUUGGAUUUGGUGUCUGGAUAAAAGUGCACGGUGAUGCUAUCCUACAAAUUCUGGGAUCACGUGCAGGACAUAUGCUGAACGUCGGCUACUUCUGUAUUAUAGGGGGGUGCUUCCUCGCACUGUUUGGCAUCUUUGGCUGCUGUGGUACCAUCAAGGAGAGCAAAGUACUUUUGAUGAUAUACUUCAUAGCUAUAUCAAUGAUUUUCAUUGGAGAAAUAAUAUGUGCAAUUGUUAUUUUGAUCUUUAAAUCAAUUUUCCACUGCUGUGGGUUAAACAAUUACACAGAUUUUGAAGGAUCAAACUAUCAAAUACAAAAGGGCCGUCUGUAUCCUGAGAGUUGCUGCCGAAACCCAUUUUCUGCAGAUUGUGAUGGGUUGUCCGCAUCAGCAAAUGUCAUUUAUACAAAGAUCUGA
Messenger RNA from Hypanus sabinus (Atlantic stingray), 537 nucleotides. Its product is annotated as tetraspanin-16-like. The coding region runs from base 1 to 537 and encodes 178 amino acids. The transcript is spliced from 5 exons. Gene Ontology annotation, cellular component: membrane. The record is from RefSeq and is a predicted model, not a curated record. NCBI's taxonomy places the organism in Eukaryota, Metazoa, Chordata, Chondrichthyes, Myliobatiformes, Dasyatidae.